AUGCACAAGGAACAACAAUGUUACAAGAGACUGUGCUGGGCAGCCACCGCUGUGCAGCGAAGAUACCGAGCAUGCAAAGUCAGAGAUGUCUGUGUGAAACAAUAUGAUGAUGUGAAAAAAGCAACAAUUAGGUUUCAAGCAUUUUACCGUGGGAAAAAAGCCCGAGAUUUGGCUAAAAGAAUUAAGGCAGUUCACCGAAUUACAUCAUUCUUGCAGAUGUGCAUUGCCAGAAAAUCCUUCUUGAUUCAAAGGUCAGCUGUGAUAGUACUACAAGCAGCAUUCCGUGGUCAUCGAGAAAAGGCACGCUACAGAGCUAUGUGUCUUGCAGCCAUUUCAAUCCAAAAUUGGUACAGAGCCUGCAAAAUGGGCCGUUCACAGCUUGUGCAAUAUCAGUCCAUGAGGCAGGCAGCUAUCACGAUUCAGACUGCGUACAGACAUAUGGUUGUCCGCCAGUGUAUUAAACAGAAAAGUGCAACUGUUAAAAUUCAGUCAACAUUCCGUAUGAUUCAGUGUAGGAGAACUUUCCUCAGAAUCAAAUCUGCAGCCAUUGUAGUGCAGUCUCACUUCCGUGCUCGUGAAGCUCGAAAACUGUAUAAGAAAUAUAAAGUAGCGACUACUAUAUUACAGCGAUAUUACAGAUGCUACCUCUUGAUGAAGCAACAUAGAUCAAGCUACUUGACGCUCAGGCGGGUAGUAAUCAGCCUCCAAGCUAGAGUAAGAGGUAUUUUUGCCCAAAGACGAUAUAAAAUGAUACUUCAGAGCACCACAAAAAUUCAGGCCUCUUAUCGUAGAAAAAAACAAAGGAAGAUAUUCCUUCUAAACAAGAAAGCUGCAUGUGUGAUACAGCAACACUACAGAGCUUAUUGUCAAAGAAAGAUUGAACAAGAAAAAUACCUUCAAAUGAGGCAUGCUGCUAUCGUAAUUCAGAGCGCAUUCCGUGGAUACAAAGCAAGGCAGCUAGCCAGAAAAACAAGAGCUGCACAAAAAAUCCAGGCAUGGUUCAAGGCUCAAAUUGAACGUCGGCGGUAUAAAUCCAUACUUGACUCUGUUCUAUUCAUCCAACAGCAAUUGAGAACAAAACGAGAAAGAUCUAGGUUCUUAAAGAUCCGGGCUGCCUCAAUUGUUAUUCAACAAAAAUGGAGACUAACUGUUGCAACAAGAAGAUUGCAGGAUGAAAACAUGAGAAAAACAAUGGCAGCAAUCAAAAUCCAGGCAUUUUGGAAAGGAUUUAGAACCAGAAAUCAGCUGAUAAAGAAACAUGAAGCCGCCUCUCAAAUUCAGUCUGCUUACAGAGGUUAUAAACAAAGAAAGAAGUUUCUUCAGCAAAGAAUGGCUGCAAUGAUCAUACAAAGAAUUUACAGAACUUGGCAACUUGCAAAAACUGAAAACAUGAAGUACAAAAAAAUCAGAGAGGCUGUAAUUCUCUUGCAAUCCAUAUGUCGUGGCUGGCUUGUUCGCAAAAAGCUUGUUGAACAAAAAUUGGCAGAAAAGAAGCUUCGUUUCGCUGCUGCUGUCUAUCACCACCUUUGUGCUUUUAAGAUUCAAAGUAUGUACAAAAGAUACAGGGCUCUUAAAUGUGCAAGAGAUGAAAUCAAUUCUGUCAUCUUCAUUCAGAGAUGGUUCAGAACUUGUCUUCAACGCAGAAAAUAUCUUGAUGAUUAUCAUAAGAUUAUUGUAGUUCAGCGAACUGUGAAGAUCUGGCUCAUGCGACGUCACAAAGCUGCUGUUGUAAUUCAGAAAGUUGCAAGACAUUUUCUUCAGAAAACCCGGAAGCAAAGAUUUCACAGUGCAAUUAUAAAAAUACAGGCUUUGUGGAGAGGAUAUUGCUUGCGCAAGAAAACCAACAAUCUUCAAAUAAUUACUAUCAGAUGCCACAUUGAACAGGCUAAUCAGAACAGCACUGAGGAGCAGAAAUUGUGCAACAGAACAGCUGUAGCACUCGAUUACAUUCUUAAAUACAAACACUUCUCUCACAUUCUUGCAGCUUUGAAACAUUUAGAGGCUGCAACCAGAUUAUCUUCUACUUGCUGUGAAAAUCUUGCCCGAAGUGGAGCGACGCCUAUUAUUUUGACUUUGAUCAGGAGUUGUAACCGCAGUGUGCCUUCUAUGGAUGUCAUUAAGUAUGCAGUACAAGUGCUCCUCAAUCUUUCGAAGUAUCACAAAACAUCUACCGUUGUGUAUGAAGUGGACAAUUCCAUUAAUACGUUACUCGACUUGCUGCAAACGUAUAGAGCAAAAGCCGGUGACAAGACAUCAAACAAGUGUAGCAGCAUUUUUACAAAGGUUUGCUGUUUACUGGCCCUUCUCUCAAAGGAUUCAAAGAGAGCAAUGGAGAUUCGAAGCUUGCCUAGGGCAGUGGAUCGUAUCCUUAGCAUUUAUGAGCUUACCGUGAGAAAACACAAGAUGGAUAUAGACAGAAUAAAUGUUAAACUGCGGAUGUCUACCCCUUGCAAUGGCAUUUCAUAUAUUCCAGCUACUCCUAUUCGAACAAGUUUAGUUUCUAAACUAAAACCAGACUGGGUCUUAAGGAGAGACAAUAUGAAAGAAAUCGUGGAUCCUUUAAAAGCCAUUCAGUUGGUUGUGGAUACCCUUGGAAUUUCUACUUUAAAUGUCAAUAAUGGGAAAUAGUUUAAUUUUUCAAUAAAUGUUCAUGUUCAUGUAAAUAUGUGUGCAGAAACAAAAUCUUAAAACUCGUCCAAAUUAUAUUCCUUGUAUAUUGUUUGUCAAUGUUGGUUAAGCUUGGUUCAGUUCCACAUACGUCGCUCCUAUGUGUGUCAUAUCAUGGUGAAAGAUUUUCUACUAUUUCUAAUCUGAAAAUAAAUGUCAUGAAGCUUGGUUUUAUUACAUUAAGGAAAAGAAAUAAAUUUUUAUGUAAUGACUUACAAA
This is a messenger RNA of Rhincodon typus (whale shark), 2886 nucleotides long. Its product is annotated as abnormal spindle-like microcephaly-associated protein homolog. Gene Ontology annotation, molecular function: protein binding. NCBI's taxonomy places the organism in Eukaryota, Metazoa, Chordata, Chondrichthyes, Orectolobiformes, Rhincodontidae. The coding region runs from base 1 to 2628 and encodes 875 amino acids. Gene Ontology annotation, biological process: mitotic cell cycle; spindle organization; establishment of meiotic spindle localization. Gene Ontology annotation, cellular component: spindle pole. The transcript has 12 exons. The record is from RefSeq and is a predicted model, not a curated record.